UAUGACACCUUAAAAAUCCAAAAAGUAUCUACAAAAAAAUAUUUUUAUAGAUUUUGUUGUGCGAUUAUUUGGAGAAACUUUAUUUUACAAUUAUACCAAAAUUUUUAAAUAAUGAAUAACAAAAAGAAAAGAACCGGAGUAAACACUAUAUCAGCCGUUUCAAGAUCCUAUAAAAUAGUCUCUUUCUCUAUCUACUUACAUGUGCUCUGCCGCUUUUAAAUCUCCCAUCUUCUUCCUCGUGUCACUCUUUCUAAACACUCUGCACACUAAAAAUUUCCAAGAAUAUUUCCUAGAAAAGGAGCAUCUUCCUCUUUAUUUCUUCUCUCAUCUCUCGAUAACCAAACGGUGGGUUUGUGUUGAUUCCAUAAGAAUAUAACAAAAAGCUCUUUUUUUUCUUCCCUUUCUCCUUUCUUCAACUUUCCAAGAAAAUCUUUGCUUUCUUCCCCCCACCCUCCUCUCUUUGUUUCUAUUAACAAGGUUUAUCUCUCGCAGUUUUCUGUGCCUUUGCUUUGUGACUUUCCAUAAAAAGAAAAAAAAAACUCGUCCUUUGAUAAAACUUUUGCGCAGAGAAGCAUCACACUCUUAUCUCUCUUGUUGCUCAAGUUUCUUCCUUUAUCAAAAAAAUCCAUCUUUAUUCUUUGUCUCUUUCCUUUUUGCUUUCACAUGCUUUCUUCGAUAUAAACACACACAGUCACAGUCUAAGUAACGGAGAGAGAGAGAUAACAAUGGAGACAGAGAAGCAACUCGUUCUCCCGAAAAUCAAAUUCGCAGAGCACAAAACCAACACCGUACCGGAGUUAACCAACAACCACCAACCAAGGAUUCUCCGUAUCUCUGUCGCUGACCCAGACGCAACAGAUUCCUCCAGCGACGAAGAAGAACAACGACUCACCUCUAAACGCCGUCGUAUCAAAAAGUUCGUAAACGAAGUCGUUCUCGAUACAGGCGCUAGUGGCUGUAGCAGUCAAAUCGAAUCCAAGAAGAGAAGGAAGAGAGCGGUUGUAGUCAAGUCGGAGACUCCUUCUCCGCCGGAAGUUUCGAAGACGACGGAGAAGAAAUACCGGGGAGUAAGACAGCGUCCGUGGGGAAAAUGGGCGGCGGAGAUAAGAGACCCGCUUCGACGCGUACGCCUCUGGCUCGGAACUUUCAACACGGCGGAGGAAGCCGCCUUGGUUUACGACAGCGCCGCGAUUCAGCUCCGUGGCCCCGACGCCCUCACUAACUUCCCGACGACGGAGAUUAAAUCUUCUUCUCCACCACCGUCGCCGGUUAAGAGGAAGAGAAAAAUCAAAGACGACGUCGCUUCCUCCUCCACUUGCAGCGACGGCCUCUGCUCUCCGGUGUCCGUUCUCCGAUCACCGUUCGCCGUCGACAGUUCUACUCCAACCGCGGCGGUUAUCGUCAAGGAAGAGCCUUCCACGACGACGGCGUCAGAGACUUUCUCCGAUUUCUCGGCGCCGUUGUUCACCGACGAGGACUUGUUCGAUUUCCGGAGCUCCGUCGUUCCCGACUACCUCGGCGGCGACUUAUUCGGAGAAGAUCUCUUCGCUGACACGUGUACGGAUAUGAACUUCGGGUUUGAUUUCGGAUCCGGGUUAUCCGACUGGCACGUGGAUGACCAUUUUCAAGAUAUUGGGGAUCUAUUCGGGUCGGAUCCUCUUUUGACUGUUUAAUAAAAAUAAAUAGUUUACCCGGCCGUUACUAAACGGACUCGCGAAGUUUUGUAUGUUCGUUAUUUGAAAAUCUUUUAGCUUUCUGUUCUCUUUUUGUCGUUAUAUAAGAGUAUAAAUCAAAUGUACUAAUGCUGUAGUUAAUGGUCUUAUUAUUAAAUAAAUAGUAACGUUUAAGUUUAAAUAA
Molecule: messenger RNA, 1857 nt
Organism: Brassica rapa (field mustard)
Lineage: Eukaryota; Viridiplantae; Streptophyta; Magnoliopsida; Brassicales; Brassicaceae
Product: ethylene-responsive transcription factor CRF2
Biological process (GO): regulation of DNA-templated transcription
Molecular function (GO): DNA binding; DNA-binding transcription factor activity
Source: RefSeq, a predicted model, not a curated record